AUGGGGUGCGCAGAAGCCGCUUCUUUGCCUGUCUUCGGAGGCAGCCACGGCAGCGGAGUGUACGCAGACCUCAGCUCAAUAUGUCGUGCUGCAGUGCAUGCAGGCAUAUUAAGGGAUGGAGGCGUUGUUAGUGUUUCUCUAGAAAACCCACUACCAGCUUACUACGGCUGCAGCAGCCACGGGGUCGCCUCCCUCUCCCUCAACACACCCAAUACAAUCGAGCUCCGUAAUGAACUUCAACAACCACCAGCAGCAGCAGCAACAGCAGCAGCUGAUGCAGAAGCAGCAGCAGCACUUCAAGCGCUGCCAAGCAAACGCCGAGGCCGCGUAACUCGCAGCAUCCGCAUCGUUCCAGUGGCGAAGGACUGCCCCAUUGAGAGCCUCUCUUCUAUCGCCACUGCAUUCAUCGAGUUGGAUGCUGCUGCAGCAUCUGCUGCUGCAGAGACACCGCACGAGAAGAAGGAAGAUGUCCUUAUUAGUCCGAUGAUGGCGAACAUUAUAAACGACGUGCUGCAGACAAUGGGUUAG
Molecule: messenger RNA, 528 nt
Organism: Eimeria acervulina
Lineage: Eukaryota; Apicomplexa; Conoidasida; Eucoccidiorida; Eimeriidae
Exons: 2
Coding region: 1-528 (175 amino acids)
Source: RefSeq, a predicted model, not a curated record